AGCCGCGGAGGCGGAGCGCCAGUGUAUCCCGGUGUAGAGAGUCUGGGGCGGGACUCGCACACGCCCCCAGCGCCGGCGACAAAAGGCGAGUCUGCGCUGGGCUCCGCUCACACAAGGCGCGCAGGUGGGCAGCCGGCACCGGCAGGUGGAGAGGUGGUGAUGUUGAUGGGAUGAUCAGUCCAUAAGACGAUCACCGCACGGCUGAUGGUAACCAGGGAAGGCUGCAAGUCACAGGAUGAUGGCGAUUAUGGUCACAUGGUUUGAGGACGCCAGCUGUGUCCAGGACAACACCCUACACUACCUGUUCCUCCUGCUCUUCAAGGUGGGCCUCAAUGUCCUCAUCCUGGCCUCCUGCUUUCGGAGCCUGAGGGCCUCCUUCAUGGGGAUCAGCGGCGCCUCCCUCUGUCUGGCUGACCUACUGCUGCUGUGCUGCAUCACCUACGUGUGGCUCUGUGGCCCCGACACCGAAGGCCCCGGGUCUAUUUCCAUGUGCUUCCUACUGGCGCACGCCUCUACUAUCUACGCCUCGCUGCCGCUCCCCGUCUUGCUGCUGGGGCUCCUGGACCAUGCGCUCCAUCUGCGGCUGGGUUCUCAGCGCACGCAGACCUUGAGACUCCCCACCUGCUGCGCGGUGGUGCUGCUCGUUUGGCUGCUGGCCGCCCUCCACUCCUACUGGCACACGGACACGGCGGUGGUGGAGGUGAUGGACGAGGGCCGCCACGUGGCUCUGCUCUGUGCCGUGCGCGGCUCCUCCGUGGUGCUCGCCUUCUGCAUGGUCUUCUCCGUGGCCGUCGUCUGUGUCCUGCUGCUGUCCUGCCACAGGGCAUCGCUGUGGACUGGCCACUUGGCUACCGUCCAGCCGGAAGAUGGGAAACAGCCAAUCGAUGACGAGGGUGAGGUGUCGGUAACGCCCGGACUGGCAGCGCCGCCGGCCCGCCCCCUCUUCCUCAACCUCGCCCUGGGCUUCACCCUGAACUGGACCCCCUUCCUGAUCAUCAACAUCGCCUGCGCGCUGCUUGGCUUUGCGACACCUUCUUACAUAAUGGUCAACUUGCUCUGGCUCCUCUGUGCCAACAGCGUCAUGGUGACGACUGUCUUCUGGUACAGAGGCGGCCAGCUGGGUUAUGGGGCCGAGCUCCCAGACGACACGUGCAUGUGGAUGCUGAACUGGCACACACAGCCGGGACUAGACUGGCAAGGCACAGUGCCCAAGCACAUCUACACUGUGUCUGGCAAAGAGAUGACAGACCCCCUGCUGGUAUGACUCAAACACUGCACCCCUCAGGAAUGUCCUUGGUGUGUAAGGGAAUCCGCCAAUUCUCUCACGCUAAAAAUGGCAGCAGAAUAAAGGCAUAUAUGCAAAUAUCCAGUCAAACAUACUUGAAUUUUUUUUUUUUUUGUGGUAUUUUAAGAAGAUAAAGCGUACACUAAGUUUUCGUGAAUGUGAUGGUCAUUAUGUUCCCAGCCAGGAACUAGAAAUGCCUGUCCAUUAAAAAAUGCUGAAUUAGCACUACUGAAGGUAAUAAGGAUGUGGUGUAGUAGCUAAGGAGAACUUACUAUGUAAAUAUUUAACACCUAUUUGUUUUACAAAGAUUAAUUUUUGCAAAAGUGAACUGGUAAACUGUUUAAUAUUUAAAGCUGAGGACAGAGACAGUGCUAACUGAUAUGCAGAGAGGCUACAUUGUAAAGUUCUGUUCCUGCCAAUUUCCAUUGCUCAUUUUAAAAUGUACAGGUGUCUGUUGAUGUUAGAGAAACACAACUGUUUUUUUCCCCUUUUAAAAUCAACUUAAAGUUUGUGAAUCUGGGAGAUGAA
Brienomyrus brachyistius is the source of this 1813-nucleotide messenger RNA. Its product is annotated as probable G-protein coupled receptor 160. The coding region runs from base 236 to 1264 and encodes 342 amino acids. Gene Ontology annotation, cellular component: signaling receptor complex; plasma membrane. The record is from RefSeq and is a predicted model, not a curated record. The transcript is spliced from 2 exons. Lineage: Eukaryota; Metazoa; Chordata; Actinopteri; Osteoglossiformes; Mormyridae.